CGUACAGUGCAGAAGUGCGACAAUACUAUUUUUUAUUUGCUAUUAAAAAUAAUUGUCAAGAUAUUUUUUAACUAAAUAUAUUUUAUCAAAAUGAAAUAUAAUUUUUUGUAUUUGGCGCUUGGAACUUUCGCAGUUUGUAUCGUAGCGGAAAGUACAUUCGAAUGUCCCAAACCUGAGGGUGAAUAUCCCGAUGAUGUUCAAUGUGAUAAAUACUAUCAAUGUAAUGAUGGCGUUGCAAAAGAAAAACUAUGUCCAGAUGGCUUAGUAUUCGACCCUCUCAAUAGACACAUCAAUAAGUGUGAUCAACCGUUCAAUGUAGAUUGUGGAGACCGUACUGAAUUGCAGGAGCCAAAAUCAUCUAAAUUUUGUCCUCGUAAAAAUGGAUUCUUUGCACAUCCUGAUUCCUCUGUAUGUGAUAUUUUUUACAAUUGCAUCGAUGGAGAUGCGUUAGAAAUGAAAUGUACUGUUGGGCUGCAUUUUGAUGAAUUUGGUGGAACUUGUGUUUGGCCAGAUACUGCAAAACGCGAAGGCUGCGAGGCCCCACAGAAAAAAUCCCCUACCGGAUUUGUAUGUCCCAAGGAUCGCCCAAAGAAUGAUGAUAAAGGUCAAGUAGUUACUCAUCCGAAGUUCCCCCAUCCUACAGACUGUCAAAAAUUCCAUGUCUGCUUAAAUGGUGAAGAUCCUCGCGACCUAGCCUGUCAAUUAGGCGAAGUCUACAAUGAAGAAACGGAGAUGUGUGACGCUCCUGAAAAUGUUCCUGGUUGUGAAGAUUGGUACAAAGAUUCCGAUGAUAAAAAGGAAUAACAAUAGUUUCUAUAACACUUUUUAUACAGCCGUAUGUCAUGUAAAUAUGUAUUUUUUAUGUACCUUCAAACAUUCUUAUAUAGAUUAUUUGUUUUCUAUUCAAAAUCCUGUGGACAUAUACUCUUACCAGACAUGAUGCAUAUGAACAUAUUUUAAAUUAUGAGCCGUUUUAGAAGUAUAUUAUCCAUGGAAAUUGAGUAAUUAAGCCAUAUUUUUUAAUAACUUAGAAAUACAUAAUAAAAAAUGGAAUCAAUAAGA
This is a messenger RNA of Zeugodacus cucurbitae (melon fly), 1062 nucleotides long. Its product is annotated as protein obstructor-E. Lineage: Eukaryota; Metazoa; Arthropoda; Insecta; Diptera; Tephritidae. Gene Ontology annotation, cellular component: extracellular region. The transcript is spliced from 4 exons. Gene Ontology annotation, molecular function: chitin binding. Bases 91 to 804 code for a protein of 237 amino acids. The record is from RefSeq and is a predicted model, not a curated record.